Messenger RNA from Thamnophis elegans (Western terrestrial garter snake), 2534 nucleotides. RefSeq names its product kelch domain containing 7A (gene KLHDC7A). NCBI's taxonomy places the organism in Eukaryota, Metazoa, Chordata, Lepidosauria, Squamata, Natricidae. The transcript is spliced from 2 exons. Gene Ontology annotation, molecular function: protein binding. The record is from RefSeq and is a predicted model, not a curated record. Bases 1 to 2457 code for a protein of 818 amino acids.
AUGUCCCACCGUGCCGAAGGAAGCGGGGAUCAGCCCUCGGAAAUACCUCUGGCCGGCCGGCUGGCCCUCUCCGCCGCAGCUUUGCUCUUGCUGAUGUUGGCAUACCGGUAUUUCAAGUCUCGCGUGCCCCCUGGCAGCACCCCAGCCGGGGCUGCUGAUGCCAACGUCGCCGGGGCAGAGCAAAGGGAAUGGCAGGUUGGCAGCCAGGUGACAAACAAGCCAGCGGCCCUGAGGCACAGAGGAGGCCGGGGCAAGGAGACGGAGCCAUGCCACCCAGGGACCAAUCAGCUGACGCAGGUGGGUAGAUGCGGCGGAGUCGUAGCGGAAGAGUGUGGGCAGGCACGGAUCCCUGCUGGCAGAGGUCUGCCUGGCAGAGAAACUGAGGCAGAAGAGGACCAAGAGGCAGGGGAAGUGAGCCAUGCAGAAUCUGGGGUGGAGCACGGGUGGAGGUCAGAGGACACCAUCCAGAGCUGCACUAGCAAAGCUGGGGCCGAUUCGGACAAUUUCGGAGGUCAUUCCAGAGCAGUAGGUCUACUCAACCGAGAGAGGGAGGCCGACGGGAGUGACAUCGGUUUGAAAAGAGGAAAUCCUCCACAACUGGGGAAAGAGGCCAAAGCUCUCCAUGUUGUGGAGAGGCCGUUGGGCCGAGAGAAGAUCCGGUCCUUCUAUGCCACCAGUGAUACGGGCUUGGCCAUCAACCACAACCAUGUGCAAUCUCAGGUGGCCUAUGCCUUCUCCUCGGUGGCCAAGGUGGAGGUGGAGGAGAACUUCAUCAAAGAGAAGCAAGGUUCUGGGAAAGCUGAAGAUGCCCAACUCAGAGGCAAAGUCUAUAACUACUAUGUCCAGUCCGCUUCUCAAUCUGUCACUAAUAAAACCACCUUUACUACCAACUCGGAUCUCCAACGAUCCUGCAAUCUCUCUACUAGCAACAUACUUAACGUAUCCAAGAAAUGUGGGGCUGAGGAACCUGUCCACUCAUCCGUGACCAACAAUGACGUUAACAAGCUUGUUUUGGAGAAGGCUCCAGCCCCAUCCUCUAAUGUUCUCCUCAGUCCUGCAAAAGACACCCAACCUAAAGACCAAAGAGAAGCAGUUGUGGUUGAAGAAGCCAUCUCCUCGAAACCUCCGUUGGCUAGAUAUAGCUUCAUCCGGAAAGACAGCUUCCAAAGAAUUGUAGAUAAUCCAGGCUUACAGAUGCCGAUGGAAGGUUUUGGUUCUCCAGCAAUGGGACCUUCAGCUGUCCUCCCCUCAUCUCCAGCUCCUCUUUGCUUGGAUUCUACUUCAUCUCUGGUGAGAUCCAUGCAAGAUCUCCCCAGCAGUGGAAGAGAAGAGCCAUUGGUGGAGCUUGUGGCUGGUGCUAAAUUUUUCCACGUCCCAAUGAGCUCCGAAUCCUCUCUGGAUGUGCACUUAGAUCUGGGGAACUGCUACCAGGUCUUGUGCAUGGCCAAGAAGCAGAAGCUUAAGGAUCUGCAAGAGGCGGCCUACAAGGUCAUGAGUGACAACUAUCUCCAAGUGCUGAAGACCCAGGGCAUCUACCGCCAGCUCAAUGCUGCAGAGAGGGACUUGAUCCUAGAGAAGAGGAUGCGAGGCAAGAAAUAUUUGACCGUGGCAGAUAUUGGUUGCCACCCCAGUGGACUUUCUUACUACGAUGAUCAGAAGGACGCUUGGCAUCCCUUAACCCACAUCCCUGUGGAAGCCAUCUCCAGGGGUUGUGCCAUCUGCAGCAUGUUCAACUACCUCUUUGUCGUAGCUGGCUGUGAAGGGCGUGGAAGAUAUCAGAAACCAUCCAACCGUGUCUUCUGCUACAACCCCGUGACCAACAUCUGGCAGGAGAUCUGCCCACUCAACCAAGCCAGACCCCACUGCAAGCUGGUGGCCCUGGAUGGCUGCCUCUACGCCAUUGGUGGAGAAUGCCUCUACACCGUGGAGCGGUACGACCCACGCUUGGAUCGAUGGGCCUUUGCUGCUCCUCUACCCAACGACACCUUCGCGGUGGCCCACACCGCCACCGUCUGCGACGGGGAGAUCUACGUGACGGGGGGCACCUUGAGAUACAUGCUGCUGAGGUACGUCGGGCGGACGGACACCUGGAAAGUCCGCCUCACCGGAGGCAGUCAGGACAGGACCACCGAGAUGGUGACCGUCAACGGCUUCAUCUACCGCUUUGACCUCAAUCAGAGGAUGGGCAUCAGUGUCUACCGCUGCAGUGCCAGGGCCAAGCUGUGGUAUGAGUGCGCCACCCACCCCAUGCCCUUCCCGCCUUGCUUCCAGUGCGCUGUGGUUGGAAAUCUUGUCUACUGCGUCAGUCGGCAGUUCAACCUCCGCUUCCUGGCUGACUUGGUGUUUCCACGGUUUGGGCUCAAAGAGCUGAAAAAUUUCCCUUCCCCAAGAGGAACUCUCAUCCCAGUUACUCUCAUCUUGCCCGAGGGGGACAAAGCACCCCAAACAAGGGUUUGAGGGGCCUGCACAAGCCGCCUUUGGAACAACAAGGCAAACCUACUUUCAAGGACGAUGAUCUCCUCUCAGAGAGCCAC